Molecule: messenger RNA, 6599 nt
Organism: Chlorocebus sabaeus (green monkey)
Lineage: Eukaryota; Metazoa; Chordata; Mammalia; Primates; Cercopithecidae
Gene: PCDH12
Product: protocadherin 12
Biological process (GO): homophilic cell-cell adhesion
Cellular component (GO): plasma membrane
Molecular function (GO): calcium ion binding
Source: RefSeq, a predicted model, not a curated record
AUAGACUUCAAGGCUGGAGGGGGGGCGGGGGCUGAAGGGAAGCAGGAGGAGAGCCACACAGUCAAGUCACACGGGUUCUUGCAGCUUUUGGAAUCAAGACCAUGGGCACCCUCAUAGAUCAGUGUGGGCAAGGACUGGCCCAGGGCCAAUACAAGAUCCAGAGGUAGCCAUAGGGUGUGACAAGUUGUGCAGAUUACAACACUCACCCCUUGCAAUAACGUCACUGCCUGUGACAGGGGGCCAGGCCCAGGCCAAAGCCCUUCAUGUAUCAUUUCGUUUAAUCCUCACAGUUUCCCGCUGAAAGGGCUACUAUUCUUACUCCCAUCCCCACUCUACAGAUGAGGUAAUGGAGGCCCAGAGAGGUUAAAUGACUUGUCCCAGAUGACACAGCUGGUAAGUUGCAAAAUCAGAAUUUGAACUCAGGCAGUUUAGCUCUCAUGGCUGCACUGUUAAUCACAGCUGCAGUGAGACAAAAACAGGUGAUCAGGGCAGAGUCAAGACAGAGAGGUAAACAAGAGUGGGAAAAAGACAGGCGUGAGAGGGGAACAAUGGGGGAAAAGAUAGGAACAAAGAGAGUUGGGGAAGGGGAGAGAAACAGGAAACAUGACUUGCCCGGGAGGGGCAUCAGUCCGCUUGCAAGCAGGUGGAGGUUCAAGUUUUCUGCUCACUUGGUGAUGCAGAGGCUCCCUUUCCCUCAGCAGCAGCCUUGCUGCAUGGAUAGCAGCUUCCCAUCUGGCCUGUCCCCGGAGCCCCAGCCUCAUCCUCCUCAGCGGCAGGCCACUUAGCUUCACAGGAAAUGCUCUUUCUCUAAUUGGCAUUGAAACUCACAGCCCUCCCUUUUCCUGUAGGUGGGGUUUCCAUAGGAAAAAGCUGCUUCUCUGUUUCCCCAGCCUAGCAACUGUUUGGAAGUCAGAGUCCCACAUCCUGCUCAACUGGGUCAGGUCCCUCUUAGACCAGCUCUUGUCCAUCAUUUGCUGAAGUGGACCAGCUAGUUCCCCUGUAGGGGUCUAUCCUGGCAAUUCUUGAUCGGCGUUUGGAUAUCUCAGAUCGCUUCCGAUGAAGAUGGCCUUGCCUGGGGGUCCUGCUUGUUCCAUCAUCAUCUAACUAUGGGACAAGGUUGUGCCAGCAGGUCCGGGGGAAGGAGCACGGGGCUGAUCAAGCCAUCCAGGAAACACUGGAGGACUUGUCCAGCCUUGAAAGAACUCUAGCAGUUUCUGAAUGUGGCCCACUUGGUGGUAAGCAUGAUGCAACUUCUACAACUUCUGCUGGGGCUUUUGGGGCCAGGUGGCUACUUAUUUCUUUUAGGGGAUGGUCAGGAGGUAACCACUCUCACGGUGAAAUACCAAGUGUCAGAGGAAGUGCCAUCUGGCACAGUGAUCGGGAAGCUGUCCCAGGAGCUGGGCCGGGAGGAGAGGCAGAGGCAAGCUGGGGCUGCCUUCCAGGUGUUGCAGCUGCCUCAGGCGCUCCCCAUUCAGGUGGACUCUGAGGAAGGCUUGCUCAGCACAGGUAGGCGGCUGGAUCGAGAGCAGCUAUGCCGACAGUGGGAUCCCUGCCUGGUUUCCUUUGAUGUGCUUGCCACAGGGGAUUUGGCUCUGAUCCACGUGGAGAUCCAAGUGCUGGACAUCAAUGACCACCAGCCACGGUUUCCCAAAGGCGAGCAGGAGCUGGAAAUCUCUGAGAGUGCCUCUCUGCGCACCCGGAUCCCCCUGGACAGAGCUCUUGACCCAGACACAGGCCCUAACACCCUGCACACCUACACUCUGUCUCCCAGUGAGCACUUUGCCUUGGAUGUCAUUGUGGGCCCUGAUGAGACCAAACACGCAGAACUCGUAGUGGUGAAGGAGCUGGACAGGGAAAUCCAUUCAUUUUUUGAUCUGGUGUUAACUGCCUAUGACAAUGGGAACCCCCCCAAGUCAGGUACCAGCUUGGUCAAGGUCAACGUCUUGGACUCCAAUGAUAAUAGCCCUGUGUUUGCUGAGAGUUCACUGGCACUAGAAAUCCAAGAAGAUGCUGCCCCUGGUACUCUUCUCAUAAAACUGACUGCCACGGACCCUGACCAAGGCCCCAAUGGGGAGGUGGAGUUCUUCCUCAGUAAGCACAUGCCUCCAGAGGUGCUGGACACCUUCAGUAUUGAUGCCAAGACAGGCCAGGUCAUUCUGCGUCGACCUCUAGACUAUGAAAAGAACCCUGCCUACGAGGUGGAUGUCCAGGCAAGGGAUCUGGGUCCCAAUCCCAUCCCAGCCCAUUGCAAAGUUCUCAUCAAGGUUCUGGAUGUCAAUGACAACAUCCCAAGCAUCCAUGUCACAUGGGCCUCCCAGCCAUCACUGGUGUCAGAAGCUCUUCCCAAGGACAGUUUUAUUGCUCUUGUCAUGGCAGAUGACUUGGAUUCAGGAAACAAUGGUUUGGUCCACUGUUGGCUGAGCCAAGAGCUGGGCCACUUCAGGCUGAAAAGAACUAAUGGCAACACAUACAUGUUGCUAACCAAUGCCACACUGGACAGAGAGCAGUGGCCCAAAUAUACACUCACUCUGUUAGCCCAAGACCAAGGACUGCAGCCCUUAUCAGCCAAGAAACAGCUCAGCAUUCAAAUCAGUGACAUCAACGACAACGCACCUGUGUUUGAGAAAAGCAGGUACGAAGUCUCCACACGGGAAAACAACGUACCCUCUCUUCACCUCAUUACCAUCAAGGCUCAUGAUGCAGACUUGGGUAUUAAUGGAAAAGUCUCAUACCGCAUCCAUGAUUCCCCAGUUGCUCACUUAGUAGCUAUUGACUCCAACACAGGAGAGGUCACUGCUCAGAGGUCACUGAACUAUGAAGAAAUGGCAGGCUUUGAGUUCCAGGUGAUCGCAGAGGACAGCGGGCAACCCAUGCUUGCAUCCAGUGUCUCUGUGAGGGUCAGCCUCUUGGAUGCCAAUGAUAAUGCCCCAGAGGUGGUCCAGCCUGUGCUCAGCGAUGGAAAAGCCAGCCUCUCUGUGCUUGUGAAUGCCUCCACAGGCCACCUGCUAGUGCCUAUCGAGACUCCCAAUGGCUUGGGUCCAGCAGGCACUGACACACCUCCGCUGGCCACUCACAGCUCCCGGCCAUUCCUUUUGACAACCAUUGUGGCAAGAGAUGCAGACUCGGGGGCAAAUGGAGAGCCCCUCUACAGCAUCCGCAGUGGAAAUGAAGCCCACCUCUUCAUCCUCAGCCCCCAUGCAGGGCAGCUGUUUGUCAACGUUACCAAUGCCAGCAGCCUCAUUGGGAGUGAGUGGGAGCUGGAGAUAGUGGUAGAGGACCAGGGAAGCCCCCCUUUACAGACCCGAGCCCUGUUGAGGAUCUUAUUUGUCACCAGUGCUGACCACCUGAGGGACUCAGCCCGCAAGCCUGGGGCCUUGAGCAUGUCGAUGCUGACAGUGAUCUGCCUGACUGUACUGCUGGGCAUCUUCGGGUUGAUCCUGGCUUUGUUCAUGUCCAUCUGCCGGACAGAGAAGAAGGACAACAGGGCCUACAACUGUCGGGAGGCCGAGUCCACCUACCGCCAGCAGCCCAAGAGGCCCCAGAAACACAUUCAGAAGGCGGACAUCCACCUCGUGCCUAUGCUCAGGGGUCAGGCAGGUGAGCCUUGUGAAGUUGGGCAGUGCCACAAAGACGUGGACAAGGAGGCGAUGAUGGAAGCAGGCUGGGACCCCUGCCUUCAGGCCCCCUUCCACCUCACCCCGACCCUGUACAGGACGCUACGUAAUCAAGGCAACCAGGGAGCACCGGCGGAGAGCCGAGAGGUGCUGCAAGACACCGUCAAUCUCCUUUUCAACCAUCCCAGGCAGAGGAACGCCUCCCGGGAGAACCUGAACCUUCCCGAGCCCCAGCCUGCCACAGGCCAGCCACGUUCCAGACCUCUGAAAGUUGCAGGCAGUCCCACAGGGAGGCUGGCUGGAGACCAGGGCAGUGAGGAGGCCCCACAGAGCCCACCAGCCUCCUCUGCAACCCUGAGACGGCAGCGACAUCUCAAUGGCAAAGAGUCCCCUGAGAAAGAAUUAGGGCCCCGUCAGAUCCUGCGGAGUCUGGUCCGGCUGUCUGUGGCUGCCUUCGCCGAGCGGAACCCCGUGGAGGAGCUCACUGUGGAUUCUCCUCCUGUUCAGCAAAUCUCCCAGCUGCUGUCCUUGCUGCAUCAGGGCCAAUUCCAGCCGAAACCAAACCACCGAGGAAAUAAGUACUUGGCCAAGCCAGGAGGCAGCAGGAGUGCAAUCACAGACACAGAUGGCCCAAGUGCGAGGGCUGGAGGCCAGACAGACCCAGAACAGGAGGAAGGGCCUUUGGAUCCUGAAGAGGACCUCUCUGUGAAGCAAUUGCUAGAAGAAGAGCUGUCAAGUCUGCUGGACCCCUGCACAGGUCUGGCACUGGACCGGCUGAGCGCCCCUGACCCGGCCUGGAUGGCGAGACUCUCUUUGCCCCUUACCACCAACUACCGUGACAAUGUGAUCUCCCCGGAUGCUGCAGCCACGGAGGAGCCGAGGACCUUCCAGACAUUCGGCAAGGCAGAGGCACCAGAGCUGAGCCCAACAGGCACGAGGCUGGCCAGCACCUUUGUCUCGGAGAUGAGCUCACUGUUGGAGAUGCUGCUGGAACAGCGCUCCGGCAUGCCCGUGGAGGCCGCCUCUGAGGCACUGCGGCGGCUCUCGGUCUGCGGGAGGACCCUCAGUCUAGACUUGGCUACCAGUGUGGCCUCAGGCAUGAAAGUGCAGGGAGACCCAGGUGGAAAGACGGGGACCGAGGGCAGGAGCAGAGGCAGCAGCAGCAGCGGUAGGUGCCUGUGAACAUACCUCGGACGGCUCUGGAUCCAAGAAUCAGGGGCCUGAGGAUCUGGGGACAUGAGCUGGUUUCUAAAAUCUUGUAACUCACUAGCUAGUGGUGGCCUGAGAACUUUAUAGGGUGACUGAUGCUACCCCCACAGAGGAGGCAGGAGCCCCAAGACUAACACCUGACUGACCAAAGCAGCCCCUUGUAAGUGGCUCUGCAUCUUUUGGAGGACAGGGACAGUUUGUGGCUGAGAUAAGUGUUUGCUGGCAAAACAUAUGUAGAGCACAAAGGGUCAGUCCUCCGGCAGAACAGAUGCCACGGAGUACCACAAGCAGGAAAGGAUGGCCUUCUUGGGUAGCAGGAGUCAGGGGGCUGUACCCUGGGGGUGCCAGGAAAUGCUCUCUGAUCUACCAAUAAAGGAAAAGCAGUGAUUCAUUCUCCUGUUUGCACCUGUCAAGAGGGAGAAGGGAAGAGUAAUAGAGUGAGGGUUCUUUGUCAUCCAAUCCCUGGCAAGACUGUCACACCGGGCCUGGACAGGCGUGGGGCACCUUGGUACACAGUGACAGGUACACAAAUAGCAGACAUGUGUGCUCUUAACCCCGUUCCCCUACCACUACGUUACCAACUAAUCUGCUUCUCAGCUGCGAAAUUAGAGCUAAGAAAGCACAACUAUUUAUAAAGCAUUUCCAUGAGCCAGGCACCAGGCUUUACAAUAGGAUUUAAUUUGAUUUUCCAACAGUCCUGGGAGGGAGGCAUGAUUAACCCCAUUUCACAGACAUUGAUAUGGGGCUUGGAGAGGUCAAGUGGCUUUCCCAAGAUCAAGCAGGGAGUACAGCCAGAGCCGGGAUUUGGACCUGGGCUGGCCCAACACCAAAACCCAGGCCUUCAACCUUGACACCAGCCUGCCAGCGAAGGAGAGGAGAAGGAAAGGCCCUGGAGGUGAGCUGUUGGCAGCAGUGAACUUGCCCGACAGAGCUCUCUUGGGAAACACUGUUGAAAGGAACAUUUCCAAAGUCAUGCAGGCCUGCACCUCUCUACAUUUCCAAGCACAAGGCGAAAGGAACUUGCAUCUGAACUGAUGCAGGCCCCUGUUCUUUCCGAGCAAGUAGCUCUUCAAGUGCAGAUGUCAUCUUUCUGGACCCCAUUUGCGGGUAAACCUUCCUCUGUUAUUGCAGGUUUAGGCUUGUGAAUCCCAGAGGACACUGUGAACUGGGUCUGUGAAAUCCGCACUGACAGCAGCCAGCCUUCCAGGGGAUGAAGGAGGGAAGAAAUAGCAGAUAUUUUCCCAAGGUUCAGCUUUAUAAUUUUCUUGGAAAUUUCCGAGCAGCCAAUCAGCUAGCUUCUAAAUAGCGUGGGUCUCUCCUGGACACUGCAGGCAAAAGUUCCUCUAUCUGCUCCUCUUUUUGUCCUUUCUUGGAGCUCAGUGCUCAUGUUCACUGUUCACAGAAAUGGGCCAAUUAUGCUCCCAACUAGGGAUAAUAGGCAUCAUACAUACUUGGAACACAGUGUGGUGUCAUUAUUCCAUUAUUCCAGUUUACAGAUGAAGAAAAUGAGGCUCCCCAAAGUUAUGAGUUUCCGGGGCAGAGUCUCUGGGUUUCUCCUCACCUCACUCUAGGCCAGAGUGAUCUCCUUACAGAAUCUGUGAUUUUCAGGCUGGAUCCCAGAACUGUUGGGUUCUGUGGGCCAGUGAGAGAAGCUGGGGGAAACCAAGCAGGCAGGCAGGGUCUCCAGCCUGACCAGCCAGGUGCCUGCCACAAAGCAACACUUGAUAAAUACCUGUUGAAUGGAUGUAUGAAUGAAUAAAUGUGUCAGUAAAUGCU